AUGGCGGGAGCCAACAGACCAUACAAACAAUUGCUAUUUCUGCAUGGUACCUCCAAUACAAAAGGGCUUGUCAUAGAAAAAAAGGGGUCCAUUGAAUAUCCAAACAUUCCAUCGGCUAUUCGCCCAGUUCCACAUGGAGAACGUCUACCUGUCCCUGAUGCACCAACUUCGGUAUACUUCGAGUCAGAUGAAGAAAGUGGUGAGAAGGAAGAAGAGAAGGAUGACAGUGCUAGAUUACAGAAUGACCGAAACUUUGAUGAAGCACACUCCUCUAGACCACAUCUUAUAACAAAAAGGGAACUCCAUGACCUUGUCAGGGAUCUGCAACUACUCAAAAAUAAGGCAGAGCUGCUAGGCUUUCGUCUUCAACAGUGGAAUCUCCUAGCAGCUGAUUUGAAGAUUUCAAAAUUUCGUGACUGUCAGCAGCAGUUGAACAAUUUAUUCGUAAAGGAAGGUGGUUUAGUGGGCUGCAACAAUAUUAAUGGUCUGAUGGAAGCACUUGGCAUCGACUACGAGCCGAAUCACUGGAGGCUGUUCAUAGAUUCAUCAGAAACGAGUCUGAAAGGUGUCUUGCUGCUUAAACCAUCAGUUCCAUUGGGACCUUCCACUAGUGAGGGUGCUGCCUGCUGCUCCAGGACGCAGUCGUACCGUUGUAGGGCGUCCUGCGAGGCUGUGUUCACCGCCCGCACUCCGUCACGACACCUCAGACACCAGUUGAGUAGGGACUGCCACGCCCACGCCCACGUAACUAGCUGCGCCCACGCCCUCACCCGGACCACGCCCGCACACCGCCCAGAGAGAACAGACCUUCACUGCUGUGUGUCGUCGGAGUCAGCUUCGUGCAGGGCGACGUGUCGGAGAGUACUGACCUCUCAGGCCUCGCAGCAAGACAUACUGGACCAGCUGGAGGACGCUUGUGGCACUGUUGACCUCACGAACGGGCUCUGGAAAUGCCUCUUCCGUCAGAGUGAAGCUGCCGUCCCAGAGGUGAGACAGGUCUCUAAGCUGGGUCGUCUAGGGCUGGACGCUGCCAAGCUGGGGUGCUGCAGGCAGGCUGUGUCUGUGGAGUGUCGUGGGCUGUGUGUGCGAGCCUUCUCCAAGGAGUGGGGCAGGUCCUGGGACGCCCUACACACCUCCUGCCUCACACGCCCACAGGAGGCCACCCUCUUCGCCUGCCUGGCGGAGGCUGACGCCCCCUGCCAGCAGGGAUGCUCUGGCCUCUCCUUCUGCAGCAACUUCAACAACAGACCCAACCAGCUCUUCCGCUCCUGCAACUCCCGCGCCGACGCAGCUGCGCAGGAGGAUCUGCAACUUUGGCAGGAGAGUUUGACGCUGAGUCUACCAGGACUGGCUGCCACGGUGCCACUCAGAAGUGUCAAGGAGUGCCAGGGAGACCUGUGGAAGGCCGUAGCCUGUACCCUACACCUGCGGCCCUGCCACCCUACCACCCUAACUAACACUAUAUGCUGGAACGACUGUGUUAGACUACUAUCAAGGUGUGUGCGCGAGCCAGCAGCAGCAGGGGCAGCAGCAGGGGUGGUGGGUGGUGAGGGCGGUGUUACAGCAGGGGCAGUAUGUGACGCCCUCAGUCCCCUGCCAGGGAGCCCUUGCAUCUCCCUCACCCCUUUUCUCAACCCUUCCCCCCUGCCCAACGAGGCACCCUGGAGGGCGCCCACCACCCCCUGCCGCCACGCCCCCUGCCCCGCCCGCCACCUCUGCCUGGUCGACAGGGAGUGUGGACCUGGCCGUCCCUGCCGACCCUACCUCUGUGUCCCUGCCUGCACCCUGGGUGAGGUCUCCAGUGUGGCUGUCCCUGUUGGUGCCUUCGUCAGCGUCCCCUCCAGCGUAGGGGCGUCGGGAUGUGGGCGUGUGUGUGAGUGUGGGCGUGAGGGCGGCCUGGGGCGGUGUCGCUACCUGCCUUGUGUGGAUCCCGCUCCCUGCUGGCUGGCUACCUCCAAGAUUGGCUCAAAUGAUAAGACUCCGCAACAGCAGAACCCAAAGCGUCGACCAGAAAAUCCUGUACAAACACACACUAAUAGACGCGAUUUUCCCAUGCGUGGCACAGUUAGAAUCGUACUGCAUAAAUAA
Messenger RNA from Cherax quadricarinatus, 2088 nucleotides. The record is from RefSeq and is a predicted model, not a curated record. Lineage: Eukaryota; Metazoa; Arthropoda; Malacostraca; Decapoda; Parastacidae.